This is a messenger RNA of Debaryomyces hansenii CBS767, 849 nucleotides long. RefSeq names its product mRNA-binding protein (gene NPL3). Gene Ontology annotation, molecular function: mRNA binding. The record is from RefSeq and is a predicted model, not a curated record. Gene Ontology annotation, cellular component: cytoplasm; ribonucleoprotein complex; nucleus. Bases 1 to 849 code for a protein of 282 amino acids. NCBI's taxonomy places the organism in Eukaryota, Fungi, Ascomycota, Pichiomycetes, Serinales, Debaryomycetaceae. The transcript has 2 exons.
AUGACUGAACCAAAUAAGAUUUUCGUUAGACCAUUAGCAUUUGAAGUUGAACGUGAACAAGUUGAAGCACAUUUCAGUGACGUUGGUCCUCUUACCGAUGUCCAAUUAAUGAGAGGCUUUGCUUUCGUUACUUUCGAAAAUGAAGAAGACGCUAAGCGUGCUGUUGAAACCUUAGAUAACACUGAUUUUGAAGGACAACCAUUGCAAAUCGAAUUCGCACGUGAAAAGAAAGAAGAUACCAGAGGUCAAUUUAGAGUUAAGGUUACCAAUUUACCAGAUGGUACAGCAUGGCAAGAUUUUAAGGACUUUGUCAGAGAUAGAACCGAAUUGGCUCCUACCUUUGCCAAAGUUUUCAGAAAUUACGACACUGACGAAGUCAUUGGUGCUUUAGAAUUUGGCUCAGCCGAUGAAUUAGCUACCGUCAUUCCAUUGUUAAACGAAUCCGAAUUCCAAGGUGCCGUUUUAGCAGCUGAAGAAGAUACUUCUCCAUUCGUUCCACCUCCACCAAGAAGAGGUGGUUUCAGAGGUGGCCGUGGUGACUUCAGAGGUGGCUUCAGAGGUGGCCGUGGCGACUUCAGAGGUGGCCGUGGUGACUUCAGAGGCGGUUUCAGAGGUGGCCGUGGUGACUUCAGAGGUGGCUUCAGAGGUGGCCGUGGCGAUUUCAGAGGUGGCCGUGGUGACUUCAGAGGCGGUUUCAGAGGUGGCCGUGGCGACUUUAGAGGUGGCCGUGGUGACUUUAGAGGUGGCCGUGGUGACUUCAGAGGUGGCCGUGGUGGAUUUGACCGUAGAGACGAAGGUGGAUACGAAAGAGAUUCAUACGUCCGUGACAGAUCUCCAACCCGUUAUUGA